AUCGGAUACUCGGAAUAUUGUAAUCAAUAUUGUCCCUUCAAUUAGUUCGCAAUCGCCCAUUUUCGUUUCCCAUGCGUGUGCGAGUGAAAGUAACAGAAAAUCACCCAGUCAAUCGAUCAGAGUGAAUUUAAAUAUCACUUUUCCAAUAACAGAUAAUUGAUAUCGGGGUCUUAUCAGCGUACUCGCUAUAGCAAUACGACAUCCACCGAUAAACUGAAAAUUUUAAUUCCAUGUCGUACAACAGUUUAUUGUCAAGUGUUGUGUUGUACAAACGAGUGUAAGAUAUUCGGCUCAGACCAUUCAAUUGCUGAAACAUUUUUCGAGGACAGAAUGGCGCAAAGUGAUCAGAAACAACACAUAGACUCAUCAAAUACUGUAUUCCACACACAGCAGCAGGUGUAUCACCAACAAAUUAUCAUAGAAAAUGCGGUGAGAGAUGUGGAUCUAUCCUACUGCGAAUUUCAUCAGAAGAACAAGCCACAAAGCAAUUCGGUUGCGGGAGGUAUAUUACUGCUGUUCGUUAGUGGAAUGCACAUUGGUUGGGGAAUAUGGAGAAUUCUACUGACGGAACCAUGGACAUUUAACGUAUCUGAUGUGGGAAUGGUUCAGUUCCUUUUCAUGUCUUGGUUUGUAUUUGCUGUAGUUGGUUCAGUAGUUGGUGCUGUUCUUGUUACCCGCGUUACGAAGAAGUCCAUCUACUACAUUGGGGGUGCCCUGUUAGUCCCCAGCAGUAUAAUAUUUAUUGCCUUGAGCAAAGAAUACAGAGCCAUAAUUGCUGCAAGAUGCCUUGCUGGCUUCGCACACGGAAUCGUUUACAGUGCCACCAUAACUCAUGCAACCGAAAAUGUGGUGAAAGAAACUCGUGGAAUGCUUUUGUCGAGCAUAAACUGCGUCAUGUUUUCCGGAGUGUUUGUGUCCAGCACAUUGGUAGCUACCGUAUCGAGUGAUUACACUGCGGACAUGACUGGUGUAUUUGGCAUAAUCGCACUGGCGGUCACCGUUUUAGCGGUCGUGUGCACCAUUUUUCUGACCUACGAAUCGGUACCGUUUCUGCUCCGACGUGGCAACGAAUCCGAGGCGAUUAUCAAUCUAUUGAAACUGAGAAACGAAUCGUUUAUGACACCGAAACUGACUCACGAUUUGGAGGAAAUGAAACUGAUGGUUGGCCAGGACGUGAGGGAAAAUGCAAAUAUUUUAGCCGAUGGAAAUGCGUCCGUGACGGGCAAAAUGAUUACUCUGCGAGUCCUAGCAGUGAUGACAAACAACUUUAUGAUCAAUUACACCCUGAUCAGUAUGGUGGCAUUGCUGUUCGAUUUGGAUAAUUAUCAUAUGGCGCCGGCGGUUUUGUCCGGAUCUAGAUUCAUCGGAUCACUAGUUCCGGUAUUUUCGACCGAUUUCUUCAAGCGCAAGUCACAUCUGGCCGUGUCCAGUGUUACAUCCGGUUCAUUAUUACUGGUAUUGGCCAUAAUUGUCGAAACCGUUUCGUUUGCGUCGUCAUCGUCGUACUGGAUUCUCGGUGUGCUAAGCAUAGCAUUUCAAUUAUUCGUUUCCAUUGGCAUCGAUCCUUUGCAACACUUACUGCUCUCUGAAGCAUUUUCUACGUCCAAAAAAGCAUGGUCAAUGGCCUUGGUCACAUCAGUCGAGUACUGCCUUCAAAUCCUAUUUGUCGGACUUCUAUUUCUCCCUCCAAUGACUGCCUUGCGACUGAAUGUGCUACGAUUCAUUACAGUGGGUAUAAUGUUGGUGUUAGCACUGUUUCUGCAGUUGGCUCUUCCUGAGACGUUUAAGAAGUCCAUCAAAGAAACAAGAGACUUGUUCCGGAAGUGACUUCGUUUAUCCCUCCCACAUUCGAGUUUACUGUUGCGGCGAAAAUAAUUUUCUUUUUUGAAAUAAAUUUACGAUUUGUGGGACACCAUCCGACAAUUGUAGACAAAAAAUUUUCACUUGAGUAACCAGAAUCAGUCGAACGAAGUCACCGUAUAGUCAACUCAGUAGCCUCAAUUUCAGGCACGAUCACAGCAACAUUUUCAUUUUCUCUCAUUCAAUAUUUGAACUUCGGAACAGCCGGACAAUUUCUAAGUUUUCCUAAAAUUUAAAUUUUUCCUUUUUUGCAUUUUCAAAAUGUUGUCUUCUCGUUUGGAAGCGGUAUUCGAUGAGUUUUUAAGCAAAGUGAAGGAGGAGUUUCACAUGGCCAAGACGGUCGAUGGUGACCAGAAAAAAAUUCGGAAAAAUUCAAUCGCCCCAAAUUAUGGCUACAGAGACGAAAAAUCGAGUCGCCUGGACGACCAUCCAUCGUUCACAUUCAAGAAGCGGAAUCUACUGCCCGGCUGGUAUGCACCAUUACAGAGCCUGUCCACCGAACUGAAAACGAAAUUCCCCAAAAAGUUCGACAAAUACGAGAAAAAUCUCACCAAUGUGGGCAUCGAAGGUCGCGACGGGAACAUUAACCGGAGACCGGAUGAACUUCGCGACUAUCGCAAACGUGAUCAUCCCGCCGUUCUAGUGUCAAAUGCGGAACCGAAUGUGAAAAAAUGUAUUUGCAAGCAUCACAAGACCUACGCGGAACAUAUCUACGAUCUGCCGGGCAAGUCAAGAUUCGCCAGAAAUUCGCAAAAUUUUAGGGUUGAAGGAACGAUGAUGCGGCCCAAAACUCACGCUGGUCAUCCGGCAAAGAAAGUGGUUCCAAUGUCUGCAUUUACGUUAACAUCCGUCUCGGAGACUAAUUCAAGCAGUUAAUCAUUCAGAUUUCGUUGUGUACAAAAAUUGUUGUCGUAAAUAAUAGAAACUCGUAAAUUGAUCAA
Messenger RNA from Bradysia coprophila, 2801 nucleotides. RefSeq lists its product as uncharacterized. The record is from RefSeq and is a predicted model, not a curated record. Gene Ontology annotation, cellular component: membrane. Gene Ontology annotation, biological process: transmembrane transport. Lineage: Eukaryota; Metazoa; Arthropoda; Insecta; Diptera; Sciaridae. Gene Ontology annotation, molecular function: transmembrane transporter activity.